This is a messenger RNA of Rotaria sp. Silwood1, 3673 nucleotides long. NCBI's taxonomy places the organism in Eukaryota, Metazoa, Rotifera, Eurotatoria, Philodinida, Philodinidae. The record is from the annotation of a GenBank genome assembly.
AUGAAGUCAACUGCAGCAUCUACUGCAUUGUCAUCACCAUUCAAUGGAAAAACUAUUGUACUUGAACUUGGUCGUGAAAUCGGUUUCAAAGCUAAACAAGAAUUAAUCAAAUAUUUACAAGAACAACAAGCACAUAUUUCAUAUAUUCUUACAGCUAGUACUGAUUAUGUUUUGAUCACAAAUAAUGUAGAUAACUAUAAGACACGUCGUGCCAAACAACUUGGAUUGCCACUAGUUAAUAUUGAAUAUGUGUAUGAAUAUCGUCGUUUACCACUUGGUCAAACAUCGAUCGAUAUAGACAAAUUUAUCAUGAAGUCAGUGGAAGAUCAAGAAAAUUUUACUAACACUGGUACCAUAUCCGUCACAGGAUCUCGAGCUAAUUUAGUCAAGAUCCAUAAAUUCGAUUUAAAUAAAAUCAAAAUAUGGAAUGCAGAUGAUGUUAAUUUACCUCGUUUUGAUGAGUUAACACAUUGUGAAAUAUCAAAAUGGGCCAUGUUUAAAGAAACGAAUGAUAACUCAGAGGUGUACUUUGCACUUGAACUUCAAGUCAUUCCUGAACAAUAUUAUGAUCGAACAAUGAAUGAUUAUCGAAUACGAUUUCGCUAUGAAAAACAAACAAUUGUUAAUGAUAGACAACAACAAAAUAAAAAAGUAUUAAUACAAUAUGCAUUCAGUGAUGAUUCCUAUGAACAACAACAACUGUUUGCUACGUAUUAUUAUCGAGUAGCUACAAUGCCACGUGUCACACGAAUUCGUGAGAUGUUACCUGAUAAAUUAGGAUCAAAAUUAUUGUUACGUUCUUUAUUUACUCAUCGUAUUGAUACACAAAUGCUUGAUGAAAAUGUCUGUCAAUUAAUCGAAUCGAUUUGGUUAGAAUCAAUUGGUGAUUUGAAUAAAAUUUUAAGCGUAGCACCUGAAUCAAUCAUUCUUAAAACAAUUAUUGAAGCUGAAGCUGCACUACUUGAAUUGAAAACAACUAAUGAUCCUGAUGCUGCACUUCGUUUCUAUUCACUUAUUCCCCAUCGACCACAAUAUAAUGUUGAUCUUAUAAAAAAUCGUCGAGCAUUAACGGAAAAAAUCGAUCUAUGUCAAAUGCUUCGAGAUAUGGUCACAGUCAACGAAUUAACCAAUUGGAAUACAAAAGCACCAAUUGAAGCUAAAUAUCGAGCAUUGAAAUGUCACAUUGAAAAUAUCGAUAGUUCAACACUAGAAUUUAAAAAUAUUGCUGAAUUGAUUCAAUCAUCAACAGAUAGUGGUGAACAAAUUGUUAUUCAUCAGAUAUUCAGUGUAGCUAAACAAACAGAUGCACUCAAUUUUUGUACAUCUAUAUCAAAUCAACGACAAUUAUUUCAUGGAUCAAAAUAUGCAAACUUUCUUGGAAUUCUUUCACGUGGUUUAGCAAUGCCAAAACUGGUAGUAGAAGAACUAGGUGUUACACGUACUGAUAUAGGUUGUCUUGGUUAUGGACUUUAUUUUUCUGAUUCUGCUUCAACAUCUUUAAAAUAUACGACAGCAAGCACAACACGAUCUGGUAGACGAUUGUUAUGUGUUUGUCAAGUAGCACUUGGUGAAUCAGCUAAAUAUUAUUCAUAUGCAUCAACUCUAGUCAAACCUCCUGAUGGUUAUCAUAGUACACAUGGAGUCAAACGAACCGCAGAAAACAAUUCAAUGUUUAUUGAUAAUGAAUAUGCUAUCUAUCAACUUGAUCAACAACGUUUACUCUAUAUUGUCGAAGUUUCAUGGAUACCACAUGAUAAUUUGAAUAUUGAAUUAGAACGAUUGUCAAUUAUUCAUCAUCAACAGCAUGCACUACAAUUAAAUGAAGUUCCAAUGACAAUCGAAGAUGAAGUUAUUGAAAUUGCUGAACAAGAUUAUGGUUUAAUAAAUCCAUCAUCGGGAAAACUUGUACCACUUAAAUCAUUUCAUAUUCGUGCUCAAAUUAUUGAUGCUACUGUUGAAGUUGUACUCUAUCAAGUUUAUCAUAAUACAAGUUCAAUACCAAUUGAAGCUAAAUAUGUAUUUCCUCUUGAUGAAAAUUCUGCUGUAUGUGGUUUCGAAGCACAUAUAAAUAAUAAAGUUAUUAAAGGUGUUGUCAAAGAGAAAGAACAAGCCAAAAAAGAAUAUCGAGAAGCUAUCGAAAAAGGACAUGGUGCUUAUUUAAUGCAUCAAGAACAAGCUCAAGUAUUUAGUGUAGCUGUUGGUAAUUUACCAGCAAACAAUGAAGUUAUUAUUAAAAUAACUUAUGUUGCCGAAUUAGAAAUUGAAAAUGGUGAAAUAAUAUUUCGUCUACCAGCUAAAAUGGCAUCAUGGCAAUCGAAACAAGCACUCGAAAAUAAGGAUCAAUCAAUUGUACGAUCGAUUGGUAUUGCCGAUGAAAAAGUUGAAUUUAGUUUCAAAGUAUCAAUUCGAAUGCCAUAUGAAAUACUUAAAUUAUUUUCACCAACACAUCGUCUUCGAAGAAAAAUAACUGAUUGUAUAGCAGUGAUUGAACUUAUUGAUAAUGUUUUACUUGAUCGAGAUUUUGUUCUUUCAAUAACACUUAAAACUGCUAAUUUACCUCGAUUAUCUAUUGAAUCAUUAUUAUUAGAUGAUGAAAAUCAAACAGCAAUAAUAUCAAAAAGGAAUGAAUCUCAAGCAUGUAUGCUUACAUUUUAUCCACGUUUUGAAACAUUAACAAAUUUAAACGAACAAAUCGAACUCAUUUUUAUUAUUGAUGUAUCAAAUUCAAUGGAUGGUCAUCAUGUACAGCAAGCUAAACAAAUAGCUCAUUUAUUUCUUACAAAUUUAAAGGUCGACGAUGGAAAUACAUAUUUUAAUAUAGUUACAUUUGGAUCUGAUAAUGAUGAAUGUUUUCCAAUCUCAACACCAGUAGCCAAAGAAAAUCUUGAUAAAGCUAAACAUUUUGUUUUGCAUUCACUUGUUCAUCGUGGUAAUACAGAUCUAUAUGCUGUUCUUCAUCGUUAUUCUCUAUUAACAUCAUUACCAACAUCGAAAUAUGGUCGUCAAUUUAUUAUUCUAUCUGAUGGACAUAUUCAUGAUUUUCAAUCGAUUCUUGUUCUACUCAAACAUCAAUCAACAAUGCGUCGAGAUCGUAUAUUUACAUGUUCAAUAGGUAACAUUGCUAACAAACAUGGUUUAAAACAAUUAGCAAAUGGAGCACGGGGAGGUGGUUUAACAAUUGUUUUCGAUUCGAACUAUCGAUCAAAAUGGAAAACGAAAGUAUUAAAUAUUCUUGAACAAGUUCGACAACCAUGUGUAACAGAUAUAUCAGUUGAUUGGCAUGGAAAUCUAGAUGAACAACAAAAAUUUAAUAUGCAAAUACCAAAAAUAAUUCGAUCAUUAUUUAAUGGAAUGCGACUGAAUAUCUAUCGAUUUAUACAAAAUUAUCAUAAGGCUACAUUAACGGCUACUAUUGAUGGACAAGAAUAUGUUACUACAGUAUUUAGUAAUCCAACAACAACGACCAAAGGACGUAUCUUACAUUGUUUAACUGCUCGAGCGAUUAUUGAUGAUUAUGAAAAUGGAAUGUUACAUGUAGAUGAGAGUGAAAAUGAAUUGAUGAAAAUUCAAUAUAAACAAGAUCUCAUUGAUCUAAGCAUAAAACAUUCAGUUGUUAGUCCAUAUACUAGUUUUGUUGCUAUCGAAGAACGAGAUGCUAAAACUGAUGAAAAAA